This is a messenger RNA of Dreissena polymorpha, 1272 nucleotides long. RefSeq names its product organic anion transporter 3-like. The coding region runs from base 1 to 1272 and encodes 423 amino acids. Gene Ontology annotation, biological process: transmembrane transport. The transcript is spliced from 8 exons. Gene Ontology annotation, cellular component: membrane. NCBI's taxonomy places the organism in Eukaryota, Metazoa, Mollusca, Bivalvia, Myida, Dreissenidae. Gene Ontology annotation, molecular function: transmembrane transporter activity. The record is from RefSeq and is a predicted model, not a curated record.
AUGGAGGGUAAAAUCGGCGUUACAAGUGCAGAUAAGAUCAUUGAGGAGAUAGGCGGGUGCGGACGUUUCCAAUGGCGUUUGUCCGCCCUGAUCCAUGCCAUGAAGACCGUCGUAGCGUUCUGUAUGGUUGCCUCAGUCAUCAUGUCCAAGAAGCCUACGGCCUGGUGGUGCCGCACACCAUACGAUCUCAACGCGACGGGUUUAAUCGUUGACGUGACGGCGUCUUGCGCAUCGCGACCAAACGCGACCAACUGUUUCCUUAAGACGUGUCGCCCUGGUAACGCCAGCAAUUGCGAGGCUUACGAGUACGACAACAGCCCGUCCACUCUAGUGACCGAAUUCGACCUUCUCUGUGACUGGAACUGGGUACCCAGCACUAUCAUGUCCACCCAGCUUGGCGGCGUUAUGCUGGGGAAUUUCUUCGGCGGUCUAUUAGCCGACAGGUUUGGAAGGAAACCCGUGCUGUUCGCGUCAAUGUGGAUGCCAGAAAGCUUCCGGUGGUACAUCGCUCACGAUAAACAGCACCAAGCCAUGGCUGUCGUGAAGCAGGUGUCGAAGUUCAACAAGAAGACACCACGUGACCUGGAUCUUCUCCUGAUAGAAAGCAAGCAACUCAAAUCUCCGAAGAAGAGCACAUUUUUAGAUCUGUUUCGGUCAAAGCAACUGCUUAGAUUGACUGUUUUGCUUGCAAGUAACUGGGUUGCCUUGGGUCUGAUAACGUAUGGCAUUAACUACGGUAUACAAGGCCUGUCUGGAAACGUCUACCUGAACAUAUUCCUCUUUAACUUCGCCACGAUCCCUACGAAAUCUGUCACAAUUUGGCUUAGCAACAGGCUCGGUCGCCGGCUGUCCACCAUAGUCAUCUUUGUGCUGAUCGUCAUUGCAGGCCUCGUAUGUGGCAUAAUACAGAGCAUAGAUACGCCAUAUAAAGGCGGGUUGACCAAUGGUUUGUCGAUGGCCGUCUACUUCUGUAUCGAGGCCGCAUGGGUAUCAAUUCAAACAAUGACCGUUGAACUGUAUCCCACUCUCAUCAGGACCAAUGGGUAUGGCUGUCUGAGCGUGUUGGCCAGGGUUGGAGGGAUGCUUGGACCGCAGGUUGUCUUCUUGGAUAAGUUUGCCCCUGGACUACUUUACUACUGUUGCGCAGGAAUAUCGGUCGUGAGUGUGAUAUGUCAGCUAUUUCUACCCGAGACUAAGAACGCUGCGUUGAACGACAACAUGGACUAUCUAAAAGAGAAGGGUGCUGAUACAGCGAAGAACGAGCCUAUUUGA